Molecule: messenger RNA, 2879 nt
Organism: Osmerus eperlanus (European smelt)
Lineage: Eukaryota; Metazoa; Chordata; Actinopteri; Osmeriformes; Osmeridae
Gene: klhl17
Product: kelch-like family member 17
Exons: 14
Coding region: 884-2695 (603 amino acids)
Molecular function (GO): protein binding
Source: RefSeq, a predicted model, not a curated record
UCCAAGCAUCUGAUCUUUGACCAUCCGGUCACAUUAACCAGACAGGAUUAAAACAAAAAGCGAAAAAGUUUCUUGUCAGUAGUUCUCUGCACUUCCGUUGUUUACCUUUUUCUUCUUCCUGUAGAUGCAUUUUGAGGUUGACCGCAAAUGGUCCCUCGUGAUUUAGCGUUAAGUGCUUGGACCAAACACACUCAUACAUAAGGAGAGGACAGACAUAAACCAAUGAAUGAUGGAAGGCAUUUUUUUUUUUUUACCAAUGCUACCUAUCUAGUAGAGCUAAAGCUAGCUAGCAGUGGGUCAUGCAGAAGUGUUGGAGCCAGCUAGCCAUAGUAGCCAGAUCCUUGAUUAUAUGUUUGGGGAUGCAUAUAUCAUGCGCGUUUAAUUGUCCAGUGUUCGGUCCUCCAACCGGUCAUUUAAGGUCGUCAUGAGCACCGUGAAAAUAAUUGCAAUGUCUUCCGCAUUUAAUUUAUGAUUAGCUGUAUAUUUCACAGUUAUCAGAAAAUCUUCAAAUACGUUACGCUUUCCUUUCAAUGAGUAUGAUUGCAUCUGACCUCGCGGGCAUCCUUUUUCAUCCACCUGCCUGUGCUCCACCUUAAAAACUGAUGUCAUUGCUCGUGCAGUUUGCAUUUACGUCAACAACAUCGGCCACUGAACAGAGGCUUUCUUCGUUUUCCGUAUGCUUCACACAAAUGGGUACCAAGAUUAACAAACGGGAUUUACCAGCCGGGAAUAUUACAAAGAAUAUGUUUGGACGCAGACACUAACUGCCUUCUAUUUCGAUAUAAACGGGGACAGGAAAAAGACCGAGCGACCCGGCAAUAUAUCACCGUCCCCCAGUGAGUGGCCCAGGCAGGCAGCAGUGUCUCCCCAGCGAGGAGCCACCAUGGAGGGGGGGGGCAUGCAGCUGGUGAACCGCGACGGCCACAGCAUCUCCCACAACUCCAAGCGGCACUACCACGACUCCUUCCUGUCUAUGAACAGGAUGCGCCAGCGCAGCCUCCUGUGUGACAUCGUGCUGCACGUCUCCAACAAGGAGAUCAAGGCUCACAAGGUGGUCCUGGCCUCCUGUAGUCCCUACUUCCACGCCAUGUUCACUAGUAGGUGUCCUGACGCCGAGCCUGUCAUGUCUGAGUAUGAGAUGUCGGAGAGCAGGCAGACCCACGUGACUCUGCACGACAUCGACCCCCAGGCCCUGGAGCAGCUGGUGCAGUACGCCUACACAGCGGAGAUCGUGGUGGGGGAGGGCAACGUGCAGACCCUGCUCCCUGCAGCCAGUCUGCUGCAGCUGAACGGGGUUCGGGACGCCUGCUGCAAGUUCCUGCUGAGCCAGCUGGACCCGUCUAACUGCCUGGGCAUCCGAGGCUUCGCAGACACGCACUCCUGCAGUGACCUGCUCAAGUCCGCCCACAAGUACGUCCUGCAGCACUUCGUAGAGGUGGCCAAGACAGAGGAGUUCAUGCUGCUGCCACUGAAGCAGGUCCUGGACCUGGUCUCCAGUGACAGUCUGAACGUGCCAUCAGAGGAGGAGGUGUACCGAGCCGUGCUGUGCUGGGUCAAACACGACACGGACGCUCGCCGCCAACACGUUCCCUGGCUGAUGAAGUGUGUGCGUCUGCCCCUGCUGCGGCGGGACUUCCUGAUGAGCAGCGUGGACACGGAGCAGCUGGUGCGUCAUCACUCGGAGUGUAAGGACCUGCUGAUCGAGGCGCUCAAGUUCCACCUGAUGCCGGAGCAGCGCGGCGUGCUGGCCAGCAGCCGCACGCGCCCACGCCGCUGUGAGGGAGCCAGCCCCGUGCUCUUCGCCGUCGGCGGAGGCAGCCUGUUUGCGAUCCACGGUGACUGCGAGGCGUAUGACGCCCGCACUGACCGCUGGCACAUGGUGGCUUCGAUGUCCACACGCAGGGCCAGAGUCGGCGUGGCUGCCAUCGGCAACAAGCUGUACGCCGUGGGAGGGUAUGAUGGCACCUCCGACCUUGCAACCGUGGAGUCCUAUGACCCCGUCACCAACACCUGGCAACCGGAGGUCUCCAUGGGAACCAGGCGGAGCUGUCUGGGCGUGGCUGUGCUGCACGGGCUCCUGUACGCCGCCGGCGGUUACGACGGAGCUUCCUGUCUCAACAGUGCGGAGCGGUAUGACCCCCUGACCAGCACCUGGACCUCCAUCGCUGCCAUGAGCACCCGCAGGAGAUACGUCCGUGUGGCUACACUCGAUAGCAGUCUGUACGCUGUUGGAGGCUACGACAGCUCGUCCCACUUGGCGACCGUGGAGAAAUACGACCCACAGAGCAACGCCUGGACGGCCAUCGCCAACAUGCUGAGUCGCCGUAGCAGCGCUGGCGUUGCCGUGCUCGAAGGCCUGCUGUACGUCGCUGGGGGCAACGACGGAACCAGCUGUCUGAACUCCGUGGAGCGCUACAACCCCAAGAACAACGUGUGGGAAGCCGUGGCCCCCAUGAACAUACGCAGGAGUACCCACGACCUGGUUGCCAUGGACGGCUGGCUGUACGCGGUGGGCGGCAACGACGGCAGCUCCAGCCUCAACUCCAUUGAGAAGUACAAUCCCCGUAGCAACAAGUGGGUGUCGGCGUCCUGCAUGUUCACACGCCGCAGCAGCGUGGGCGUGUCCGUGCUGGAGCUGCUAAACUUCCCCCCCCCCUCCUCGCCCACGCUGUCCGUGUCCUCCACCAGCCUCUGACACGCGGCGGGAGCACGGCUAGCUAGCGCUGACUCUGGCCACGCCCCCCGGCCCGGCCACGCCCCCCGCCCGGCCUGGGGCUCUGCCCCUGCACAGGCCAGGUCUGGGAAAAGACGCAACUGCUCUGUGUGAGAGGGGGGGGGGGAGAGGAGGGAGGAAAGUUAGAGAGAGAGGGGAUGGAGAG